This is a messenger RNA of Gorilla gorilla gorilla (western lowland gorilla), 6646 nucleotides long. RefSeq names its product zinc finger protein 354B (gene ZNF354B). The transcript has 4 exons. The coding region runs from base 945 to 2783 and encodes 612 amino acids. Gene Ontology annotation, biological process: regulation of transcription by RNA polymerase II. NCBI's taxonomy places the organism in Eukaryota, Metazoa, Chordata, Mammalia, Primates, Hominidae. Gene Ontology annotation, molecular function: DNA-binding transcription factor activity; RNA polymerase II cis-regulatory region sequence-specific DNA binding. The record is from RefSeq and is a predicted model, not a curated record.
CCGGGAACGCGGGAUCCUGGGGAGGUGAGCGGCAUGGCUGGCUGUGCCGGGAAGAGGCGGCGCCUGGCGCCAGGACGACCCGAGGCCGCGGGGCUCCGAGGGCCUCUGUGGGUGCGGGUGGGCACCCCCGCGUCUGUCACCGGCCCCCGCGCCAGGACUUGGACUCUCGCCCCUCACGGGCCGCUCUGGUGCCGCUGCCGAUGCCCGUGCCUCUGGCUCGCGCCGCCCGCCGUGAACGCGGGGCCAGGCGUUUGCUCCCGGGCCCACCCUGCCCGCGCCGUGUGGGCCUCGCGGAGUCGGGGCGCCGGGACCCCGAGCGCAGGGCAGAGGCAGCCGGGCCCGGUUUCUGAGUCAGUCCCCAGGACGGCCACUCCUCCUGCCUCGGGACACCCAGCGCUUUCCUCUUCAAAGCCGUUUUCCGUGGAGUCAGGAGAUGAUUUGUUGGCGGGAGAGAGAGGAACCGGCUGGGAAAGGCCUGAGGCGGAGGGAAGUCGUCCCGGGGCCGUCGUGGUGGGAGUCCCGGCCCGCCUCGCAGGGGCGUGAACGGGGCAGGUGCCCCGGCGCUGCCUCAGUUUCCUGAGCGGUGCAGUGGGUGCUGGCAGUGCCAGCUGGCGCCGAGGAACUCAGCGGCGUGGGGCGAGCCCUGACCCUGGUGGGCUCAGCGGGUCGCUGCUGCCACUGCGAGUCCAGCGUCCCCUUUGUAAACCCCAAGCCUGUGAGGCCUGGGCCUGGCCGGGCGGCCCAGCGCUGCUCUGGUCCGCGGGCUCCUGGCUCCUCCCGAAUCCCUGUGAGGGCGCGCGGGGUCCUUCUCAGCGGGAGUCGGGGUUUUAGAGCUGCGGAUUCCAGGGCUGGAAAGCAGAAGCGGUUCUUCCUGGCUCCCUUUUUCUUCUCAGAUCUGCCUUCUGGAGACUGCGCCGUCCUCCCGGGAGAGCCAGAAAGAGGACAUGGCUGCUGGGCAGCGGGAAGCGAGGCCCCAGGUGUCACUGACGUUCGAGGACGUGGCUGUGCUCUUUACCCGGGAUGAGUGGAGAAAGCUGGCUCCUUCUCAGAGAAACUUGUACCGGGAUGUGAUGCUGGAGAACUAUAGGAACCUGCUCUCACUGGGACUCUCGUUUACCAAACCGAAAGUCAUCUCCCUGUUGCAGCAAGGAGAAGAUCCCUGGGAGCUGGAGAAAGACAGUUCUGGCGUCUCCUCUCUAGGAUGUAAGAGCACACCUAAAAUGACAAAGUCAACUCAAACUCAGGAUUCAUUUCAGGAGCAGAUAAGGAAAAGAUUGAAAAGGGAUGAACCCUGGAACUUCAUAUCAGAAAGAUCCUGCAUAUAUGAAGAGAAAUUAAAGAAACAGCAGGACAAAAAUGAAAAUCUACAAAUAAUUUCAGUUGCCCAUACAAAAAUCCUUACUGUAGAUAGAAGCCAUAAAAAUGUUGAGUUUGGCCAAAACUUCUACCUGAAAUCAGUCUUCAUUAAGCAACAGAGAUUUGCUAAAGAAAAAACUCCAUCAAAAUGUGAAAUACAAAGAAAUAGUUUCAAGCAGAAUUCAAAUUUACUUAACCAAUCAAAAAUCAGAACAGCAGAGAAACGCUAUAAAUGCAGUACAUGUGAAAAAGCCUUCAUUCACAAUUCAUCCCUUCGUAAACAUCAGAAAAACCACACUGGAGAAAAAUUAUUUAAAUGUAAAGAAUGUUUAAAAGCUUUCAGCCAAAGUUCUGCUCUUAUUCAACAUCAAAGAACUCAUACAGGAGAGAAACCCUAUAUAUGUAAAGAAUGUGGGAAAGCCUUCAGCCAUAGUGCAUCCCUUUGUAAGCAUUUAAGAACCCAUACUGUGGAGAAAUGCUAUAGAUGUAAAGAAUGUGGUAAAUCCUUCAGUCGAAGGUCUGGGCUUUUUAUACAUCAAAAAAUCCAUGCUCAAGAAAAUCCCCAUAAAUACAAUCCAGGUAGGAAGGCAUCGAGUUACAGCACAUCCCUUUCUGGAAGUCAGAAAAUUCAUCUCAGAAAGAAGUCCUACUUAUGUAAUGAAUGUGGCAACACCUUUAAGUCUAGCUCAUCCCUUCGUUAUCAUCAGAGAAUUCACACUGGAGAGAAACCUUUUAAAUGUAGUGAAUGUGGGAGAGCCUUCAGCCAGAGUGCCUCUCUUAUUCAACAUGAAAGAAUUCACACCGGAGAAAAGCCCUAUAGAUGCAAUGAAUGUGGGAAAGGCUUUACUUCUAUUUCACGACUUAAUAGACACCGAAUAAUUCAUACUGGAGAGAAAUUGUAUAAUUGUAAUGAAUGUGGUAAAGCCUUAAGCUCCCACUCAACACUUAUUAUUCAUGAGCGAAUUCAUACUGGAGAGAAACCAUGUAAAUGUAAAGUAUGUGGAAAAGCCUUCAGACAGAGUUCAGCUCUCAUUCAACAUCAGAGAAUGCAUACUGGAGAAAGACCCUAUAAGUGUAACGAAUGUGACAAAACAUUCAGGUGUAACUCAUCGCUUAGUAAUCACCAGAGAAUUCAUACUGGAGAGAAACCAUAUCGAUGUUUAGAAUGUGGGAUGUCUUUUGGCCAAAGUGCAGCUCUUAUACAACAUCAGAGGAUUCAUACAGGAGAAAAACCCUUUAAAUGUAAUACAUGUGGAAAAACUUUUAGACAAAGCUCAUCACUUAUUGCACAUCAAAGAAUUCAUACUGGAGAGAAACCCUAUGAAUGUAAUGCAUGUGGGAAACUCUUUAGCCAGAGGUCAUCCCUUACUAAUCAUUAUAAAAUUCACAUUGAAGAGGACUCCUUAAAAGCCGAUUUGCAUGUGUGAAAGCCUUAAACCAAAACUCAUCAGAGAAUACAUGCUUGAGAGUGAUUUAUUAAAUAUAAUGAAUAUGAGAAAACUCUUAGUUCUCAUCAGAUACUAAGUUUUAAGAAUAAACUUUAGCUAUGUAAUAACUUAUGGGAAAAGCUUUUAUACUUGUCACUCACUUUUUAAAAUAUCCUGAGACAGUUCACUGUUGGAGACAUUGAAAUUGGCCAUUUGUAAGAUAAAAGGUAUGUUUAUAAAAUCUCUUUAUAUAAUAUAUGCUAUCUAUGACAUCCAAAAAAGAAAAGUCUGGGUGCUGAGGUGCUGAAUUUUUCAUUAGAAAAACAUUUGUAUAAGCUACUAUUAUAUAAAUAUAAGCAUAUUUAUUACAGCAAACAUUUUAAUAGCAAACAAAACAAUUGAUCUUAAAAAUAUAUGCAAUAUAUACUUACCUGGCAGGGGAGAUUACCAUGAUCAUGAAGGUGGUUUUCCCAGGGCAAGGCUUAUCCAUUGCACUCCAGAUGUGCUGACCCCUUCAAUUUCCCAAAAUGUGGAAAACUCGACUGCAUAAUUUAUGGUAGUGGGGGACUACAUUCGCGCUUUCUCCUGAAAUAUAUGUAUAUAUGCAGUAUUAGAGCAAAGGACCAAUAAGAGAUAAAAAACUAACUGAACUACCUCUUAGUGUCUGGAAUUUACCUUUUCCUGACUUACUGUCAAACUUCGUGCAUGGCUUUUAUUAAAAAAGAAAAAAUCUGUUCUCUUUGUUGUAGUCAUUCCCAAACAACAUCUAAUAGCCUCCCAUAUUUUCUAUACAUUUCCUAGUUUUGUUUUCAGAAUUUUUUCUUUAUUGUCUUGAAGUCAUAUUUAUUAUGAAACCAUACUUGCUAUGCUCUGAACAGUAAUGUUAGAUAGUUUAGGUUGAAGCAUUUUGUUUGUUUAGGCAGUCGCUUCAAGGAUAAAGCUAUUAAUAUUUUUUUAGUUGGCUGCAGAUGAAAUCCUAAUUGUUUAAAGAGCCUAUCACUUGUGACAGUCUUCAGAAGGAAUCAGUUUAUGAAAUAAAAGUUUUUUUUCCUCGUGGGGUUUUAAAAGUUUCAGACUGCAAAGGAAAUUCUUUAAAAAUAAUUGUAAAUUUCAAAACUGAUUUACUUAGAAAUGUUUGUUUAAGCCUGAGUUUGGGCCAGAUAUUAUCCUGAGCGCUGGAAAUUGUAUAGAAGAAAGAAACAGACCUUAAAGAAGUCAUGAAUUGAGUGGGUGGAGAAGAGGAGGUUAAAGGGAGUAAGCAAAUCAUAAUGUGUUGGGGUUUUCACAGAUAAAUAGUUAAGCUGUGAUGCUGUGUUGCAGAAUACAAAUGGAGAGAUUUGCAUGGGAUGCAGAAAUAUGGAAGACUAACCAAGCAAACCAGGAGAGACCAGCAAUAGUGUCCCAGAGACCAUGAUGUCUGAGCCCAGUUUUGGAAGAAUAGUAGGUAUUCUUCAUGAAGUGAGAUCCUGAAUAGAGGGAGCCACAUAUGCAAAGGUGUAGGGUGGGUGGGUGACAGCAUAUUACAUUUGUAGAGAAUCUAUAGGAAGUAAUGAAAAAGAUAAGCUUGAGAAGAAGGCAGUGGCUAGGUAACAAAAGGUCUUACUUGCCAAACUAAGGAAUUUGAAUUUUAUUCUGAAAUUUAGGGUACUAAGUAACGAUUUUAAAUGAUGGAAACCGUAUUGCACGAAUGUGUAGAGGAUGAAUUUAGGAGAUUGAAGACUGCUGAACAGACUGAAGCCUAGAAUUCAGCCUCCAGUGAUGGGUGAAGGAGGCUCUAAGCUCAAGCAAGGAUAGUGAAGAAUAUGUUGCACAUGCUAAUGUAGUAAGAAUAGAUAAGGCAUAGUUUUUGCUAUCAAAUAAUUGGGGAAGGUGAUUUACACACAGGGUAGAUUAACUGCUGGAUUUCUGCCUUAGUUACCUGGAUGGAUGGUGGUGUGAUAUGCCUUGUAGGCAAUAUAGGGGUAAACAGUUUGAUUUUAUACAUGUUAAAUGAGUCAUCCAAACCCAAAAGGUCAAUUUGAGCUGGAUGGCUUGAGUUAGGAGUAAUUAACAUAUAGUUAGUGAAAAGCUUGGCACAUGUAAAUUGGCCAUGAGAAUGUAUAGAUUAGAAUGAGAAAGGGAUCAUGGAUACAACCCAGGAAAACAUCAAAUACAAGAAGUAGAUGAAGGAAUUGUGCAAAGAUGAAAAGGAAUGGCCCUUUAUGUAGGAGAAAAGGCAGAAGAGUGAUGUCACUGAACCCAAGGGAUAAAUGAAUCUCAGAUGGGCAGUAGUGUCAGGUGCUGUAAAUGAAGUAAUAAGGAGAGUAAAUUGGUAAAUGAGAUAAUUGUAGACUUUGGCAAGAGAAAUUUCACUGAAGGAGGGUGAACAAGUAGGCUGUUGAAGACUAUUUCAAAUAUAAUUGAAGGUGAGAAUGACUUACGGACCGUUUCUAGUUUAAUAAUGUAUGCACAUGUUGAGGGUAGAUUAAAGAAGACAUUGCUGGGAGGAACAACUUUCCUGAAAUAAAUUCGAGUCAUAGCAUAGGUGGAAGAAUUAACCUUAACUUCAGGGAGGGAAAAGCCCACAUAAAGAAGGGAAUACAGAUAAGUGAUUUGGAGGUGAAGGAAUUUUCUGCCUGCUGACUCAUUUUCUCUAAGGAGAAAGACUUCAUUUUUUAAGAGUCUCAAUUUGGAUAUUUGAGUGCUUAAUGAUAUUAAAUUAAUGAGUUUCAAUCCUUGUCCUGGAGGUUUUUUGGGAAGUCAAGGCUCUUGAGUUUUAUUUCCUACCCUUGUUUCAAUAAGAAAGCUCCAUGUUUGUCAGUUUCAUGUAUUUGAUAGUUGUUAUUUUUAAUUAUAAGGAAAAAAUUUGCUGGUGAAUUAAAGUUUGAAAACUACUCAGGGAGGGAGAGAAAAUGCUUUUUAAAAAGUGGUAAAUCUGAGGAGACUGGAAAGAAAUGUCAGAGUUCAACAGGCAUGUGGAGGUAGAUGGAAAGGCAUUCCAAAUUGGGGAAAAGCUUGUGCAAGGCAAGGAGGCAUGACGUGUUCAUGGUAUUAUUGCAAAUUGUAUUUUAAAACUUCAUUCCUGUUUGUUCCUAGUAUAUAGAAGUAUAAUUGGUUUUUGUAUAUUGACCUUGUAUCCAGCAACCUAGCUAAAUUCACUUAUUUCUAAUAGCUUGCUUGUAGAUUUUUUUGGAUAUUUUGCACAUAACAAUAAUCUAAAUAAUUUCCAUUCUGUUUCUCUUUUCCAAUCAUAAUACAUUUUAUUUUUUUUUCUUACAUUAUAGCACUAGUACAGGCCAGUACAUUGUUGAAUAGAAAUGAUAAGUAUAUUUCUCUAUUUAAUAUUAUGUUAGCUUUCUUUCCAGGCUGGGCAUGGUGGCUCACACCUGUAAUCCCAGCACUUUGGGAGGCCAAGACAAGAGGAUUGCUUGAGCCCAGGAAGGAGUUCGAGACCAGCCUGAGCAACAACAACAACAAUUAGCCAGGCAUAGUGGUGCACAUCUGUAGUCCCAGGUACUUGGGAGGCUGAGGUAAGAGAAUUGCUUGAGCUCAGGAGGUUGAGGCUGCAGCGAGCUGUGAUCCCACCACUGCACUCCAGCUUGGGGAAAGAGCAAGACUCUGCCUCCCCCACAUGCGCCCCCCACCCCUGCCCUUGCCAAGAAAUUGUUUGUGGAUCCCUGUUAACAGAAUAAGGACAUUCCCUCAUAUUCCUAGUGUGAUGUGAGUUUUUAUCAUAAAAGGGAGUAGUAUUUUGUAAUGUCCAUUUUCUUCAUUGGUUGAAAUGAUCAUUUUGUUUUUCUCUUCAUUCUUUUAAUAGAUAAUUGUUUGAAUUUUGGUGUUACCCAAUGUUUCAUUCCUGAAAUAAAUUCUACUUGGUCAUGAUA